AUGAAACAAGCCAGACGGCAGGAACGGAUGAUGCUGGACAUGGGGCGCUACCUGGAGAAGUGGUUUGGCAGAGUGCCGAUUGCAGUGCAGCUGGGCGAUUUUUUGCAGCUGCGUCCAACGGCCAAGCGGUUGCAGCACGAUGCCCCACGCGCCACUGACACCGUAGCCCCACCUGCCAGCGAUGAGGAAGAGCUUGCAGACGAUGAAGCAGCGCAGCAGACCAGCAAUGCAGCUGAGCUUGGCCGGAUGUUGAUCAGAGCGAGCGGCAACUGGGAAAAGGCCUUGGACGUGGCCAAGACAAAGGACCGAAUCCACCUGAAACCCACGCACUACGCCUAUGCGCAGCACUUGGAAGCGCUGGAAGAUGUGGAGGGCGCCUUGACCCACUACGAGUUUUCCGGCACCUAUCGUACCGAGUCACCGCGCUUGCUAUGUUCCAUGGGGAUGACAGAAGAACUAGGCAACUACGUGGAGAAGAGCGACGAUUCGCAUUUGCACCGUUGGUACGCGCAAUUCCUGGAAUCCAAAGCAGAUCUGGACGGUGCGGCCCGGGAGUACACCAAAGCCAACGAUUGGUUGUCGCUGUGUCGUGUCGCGUGCUUCAACGAAGACUUGGAUCGUGCGCAGAAGAUCUGCGAAGAUUCGCAGGACCAAGCGGCCUGUUAUCACCUCGCCAGGCACUUGGAGGCCGCGGGCCACUUCAAGGAAGCCAUGCAUUACUUUCAGUUGGCGGGCCGCUCCUCGCAUGCCAUUCGCUUGGCACAGGAGAACCAAUACGACGGAGACUUGAUGAGCUUAGCGUUGUCAUCGGAUCCCUCGGGCAUGGCGCAAGCGGCCAAGUACUACGAGCAGAAGGGGCAACCCUCCAAGGCUGUGAUCUUGUACCAGAAGAGUGGGCAACAGAAGAGAGCUCUGGAGCUAUGCUUCUCCGCCCGGCUCUUUGAUGCACUGCGGAAGAUUUCAGACGAGCUGAAUGCGGAGAGUGAUCCCACGAUCUUGGCCAAGUGUGCGGAGUUCUUCAUGCAGCACGAGCAACACGACAAGGCGGUGCACCUUCUGUCGAUCUCCAAGCAGUUCGACCGUGCAGUGCAGCUCUGCGCGGAGCACGACGUGCAGAUCACCGAGGACAUGGCGGAGCGGAUGACGCCCGAGAAGAACAGCAUGGAGCCAUCGCAUCGGGCCGAGAUUUUGCAGGAGAUUGGGAAGCUGUGCCGGAAACAAGGCUCCUUCCAGUUGGCCUGCAAAAAGUUCACACAGGCCGGUGACAAGUUGAAGGCCAUGAAGAGUUUGCUGAACAGCAACGACACCGAGAAGAUCAUCUUCUUCGCCGGCACCGCGCGACAGCCGGAGAUCUACAUCUUGGCGGGAAACUAUCUGCAAAGCUUGGAUUGGCACAAUGAUCCCGAAAUCAUGAAGAACAUCAUCCAGUUCUACAGCAAAGCCAAAGCCUUCGACAAACUCGCCGCUUUCUAUGAUGCCUGCGCACAAGUGGAAAUCGACGAGUAUCGGGACUAUGACAAGGCAGGUGGAGCUCUGAAAGAAGCUUUGAAGUACAUGACCAAGGCCGCGGGCGAGGGAGACGAACGCGUCAUCUCGCUGCAGAGUCGCAUCACCCUGGUGGAUCAGUUCGCCAACGUUCGACAGAUGGCAAAGACCGAGCCGGAUCAGAUGGUGGCGGUCUGUGAGCGCAUGGUCGACCUACCGGACAUCGAAUCCGCGGUGCGCAUGGGCGACAUCUUCGCGCAGCUCGUGGAGUACUACGGCGAGAUGAAUGACUACAACUCAGCCCACAGGACAGUGGAGCGAAUGAGGCAACGUGGCAUCGUGCUCACGCCCUACUUAGAUCGAUCCCUGCUGGAGACGAUCUAUCGCGCAGUGGGGCAGCCGUUGCCGGAGGAUGAAGGAGAGCAGAGACCAGCACCUCCCGACGAGAUGGAGGAGGAGAUUCCAGAGGAGGAUUGA
This is a messenger RNA of Cladocopium goreaui, 1962 nucleotides long. The record is from the annotation of a GenBank genome assembly. NCBI's taxonomy places the organism in Eukaryota, Dinophyceae, Suessiales, Symbiodiniaceae.